AUGGAGCUCACCGGGCUCGAACAGGGGCGUCGAGGGCGCCUCCUUGUAGUCCUUGCUCUGGACGGAGGUUCCCAGCGACUGCUGGUCAGACAAAACUGGAGCGGUGUCGAGGAGAUAGAAAGACUGGUGGGUUUCGAAUCCCCGCCGAGUUCUCUGUUUUCUUCCCUUUUCCUCUGUUGGUGGGCCUGGGGAGGACCAUCGUUCUGCCCUCCGGCCAGUGGUGAUGGCAGAGGCGGGGCGGUGGUGGGCGGAGGAUUGCGGCGAAUUUGGUCGGGUGGAUGGUGCCUCGGUUGUUCGACGGCGAUGGUGUCGGACGGCCGAAGCUCCGCUGUGCUUCCAUACUUUUUCCCCGUUCCUUUGAUGUUGGGUCUGGGGUUGACCAUUGCUCUGACCUCCGGCCAGUGGUGA
Messenger RNA from Striga asiatica, 408 nucleotides. The record is from the annotation of a GenBank genome assembly. Lineage: Eukaryota; Viridiplantae; Streptophyta; Magnoliopsida; Lamiales; Orobanchaceae.